Atta colombica is the source of this 1380-nucleotide messenger RNA. RefSeq names its product polycomb protein eed-B-like. Gene Ontology annotation, biological process: negative regulation of transcription by RNA polymerase II. Bases 87 to 1364 code for a protein of 425 amino acids. Lineage: Eukaryota; Metazoa; Arthropoda; Insecta; Hymenoptera; Formicidae. The record is from RefSeq and is a predicted model, not a curated record. Gene Ontology annotation, molecular function: nucleosome binding; protein binding. Gene Ontology annotation, cellular component: ESC/E(Z) complex. The transcript has 2 exons.
AACAGUGGUGUACCAGUUAUUGGAACUGUUGGACAAUAGAACAAGAUUACAGAAAUAGUAAGGUGUUAUAUAAGAUCAAUAUCAAGAUGAAAAAAUCAAGUGGUAAGACAUACGCUUCCAGCCAAGAGGACAGCGAAAAUGAUAGUGAUGUGACAGAAUGCAGCAUUGGAAGUAAUUCCACCGCCGGUACUCAUCGCAGCGACACGCCCACUCGUAGCGCCCGUUAUAAACGAAAAGGUCGUCGCAGGAGUAAGACAGCAAAGUACAAACCUUGUACAGACAAACCAAUGUACAAAUUUUGCUGUAGUGUCAAGGAAGAUCACGGGCAGCCCUUAUUUGGCGUACAAUUCAAUUAUCAUUUGAAAGAAGGCGAACCGUUGAUAUUUGCCUCUGUGGGUAGCAAUCGCGUAAGCAUUUACGAGUGUCAGCAGGGCGGAAAUAUACAGCUACAACAAUGUUACGCCGAUCCAGACACAGAGGAGAAUUUUUACACAUGCGCGUGGACAUACGACGACUCUGGGAAACCUUUGCUAGCUGUAGCAGGAUCCCGUGGAGUUAUCCGAGUUAUAAGUCCUGCGACAAUGACUUGUAUCAAGCAUUACAUCGGUCAUGGGCAUGCAAUAAAUGAGUUAAAGAUUCAUCCGAGAGAUCCGAACAUUCUAUUAUCAGCAUCGAAAGAUCACGCUCUGAGACUAUGGAACAUCAAAACGGAUGUGUGUAUCGCGAUUUUCGGUGGCGUGGAAGGCCACAGAGAUGAAGUCCUGAGCGCUGAUUUCGACAUAAAAGGUCAAAGAAUCAUAUCAUGCGGAAUGGAUCAUGCUCUUAAGUUGUGGUCUUUGGAGAAACCAGACAUGCAAGACGCGAUAAAACAGUCCUAUCAUUGCAAUCCCACUCGCAAUGGCAGGCCCUUUGAUUCAAUACUGCAACAUUUUCCAGAUUUUACCACUCGUGACGUUCAUCGAAAUUAUGUGGACUGCGUGAAGUGGUUCGGCGACUUUAUCCUGAGCAAAUCCUGUGAAAACUGUAUUGUAUGCUGGAAGCCAGGUAGACUUGAGGACUCGCAAUUGCGCAAUGGAGAAACGAGUGCGACGGUUUUACACCGUUUCGAGUUUAAGGAGUGUGACAUUUGGUUUAUACGCUUCUCAAUGGAUUUUUGGCAGCGUACGAUCGCGUUAGGGAAUCAGGUCGGUCGCACUUAUGUUUGGGAUUUGGAUGUAGAUGAACCUGGGCAAGCACGCUGCUGGUCUCUUCAGCAUCCCCGUUGCACCGUACCGAUUCGCCAAACUAGCCUAAGUCGAGAUGGCUCCGUGUUAUUAUGCGUUUGCGACGACGCGACAAUCUGGAGAUGGAAUCGCGAUCAUUAACUCUAUUCAAAUUCAU